ACCCCUUCACCCCCCUUCUCAAACACAAAUAUUUUCAUAUAAUAAAAGCCUGUUUCCCUAUGGUUAUAACCCAGCCUCCAUUCCUCCGACACCACCAUUUUAAAGGGGUUCACUGCGCGGACUUCUCCAGAGUUCCUAGGCUUUAUCUCUUUCGGGACCGCGUCUUGUAGAGGAGGCGGCGACGGCGGCGGUGGGGGGAGAGGAAGAGAAAGAAGCGUCUCCAGCUUGAGCCAAUGCAGCCCUUCUGCUCUUCGGAAAGCGCGUCCCUGCCCCGAUGAGCCCCCGCCGUGCGUCCCCGACUGUCCCCCGGCGGGAGUGGGACACGCAGCCCGGAGCCGACGAUCGCUGCCGUUUUGCCCUUGAGGGUAGGAUGUGGUGAAAGGAUGGGGCUUCUCCCUUCCCAGGCUCACAAUGGCAAGAGAAGAUUCCGUAAAGUGUCUGCGCUGCCUGCUCUAUGCUCUCAAUCUGCUUUUUUGGUUAAUGUCCAUCAGUGUGUUGGCGGUUUCUGCUUGGAUGAGGGACUACCUAAAUAAUGUUCUGACUUUAACUGCAGAAACAAGGGUGGAGGAGGCGGUCAUCUUGACUUACUUUCCUGUGGUUCAUCCGGUCAUGAUUGCUGUUUGCUGUUUCCUUAUCAUUGUGGGAAUGUUAGGAUAUUGUGGAACGGUGAAAAGAAAUCUGUUGCUUCUUGCCUGGUACUUUGGAAGUUUACUUGUCAUUUUCUGUGUAGAACUGGCUUGUGGCGUUUGGACAUAUGAGCAGGAACUUAUGGUGAAAUUGCUUUAUUAUGGGUUUAAGUGCUGUGGAGUGGUGUAUUUCACUGACUGGUUGGAAAUGACAGAGAUGGACUGGCCCCCAGAUUCCUGCUGUGUUAGGGAAUUCCCAGGAUGUUCCAAACAGGCCCACCAGCAAGAUCUCAGUGACCUUUAUCAAGAGGGUUGUGGGAAGAAAAUGUAUUCCUUUUUGAGAGGAACCAAACAACUGCAGGUGCUGAGGUUUCUGGGAAUCUCCAUUGGAGUGACACAAAUCCUGGCCAUGAUUCUCACCAUUACUCUGCUCUGGGCUCUGUAUUAUGAUAGAAGGGAGCCUGGGACAGACCCAAUGAUGUCUCUGAAGAAUGACACCUCUCAGCACCUGCCAUGUCACUCAGUAGAACUGUUGAAGCCAAGCCUCUCAAGGAUCUUUGAACACACAUCUAUGGCAAACAGCUUUAAUACACACUUUGAGAUGGAGGAGUUAUAAAAAAAGAUCACAGAAGGAAACCACAGACUCGUUUUAUUGGACUUGUGCAUCUUUGAGCACACACUUACCUGUUUCAGAAAUAUGUAAAAAUAAAAAUGGUGCCAUAAAAGAAUGCCUAGACAUAUACUUUUCUACACUUUAUAAUGAAGAGGGAAAAGUUUCAUAAUAUAAGUCACCACCUGGACAAUAAUUGAUGUCCUUUAUAAUGCUGAGAACAGAUCUAAUACCCAUUUUAUAGCUUGUGUAAGACUUUUACUGAACACAGUUAUGUUUUGAGGUGGCAUAGUUUGAUCAGCAUUUCUGCAUCUGUGUAAACGAGCCAUAUAUGGUGGGACUGGAGCUACAGUAAAGGUUGAUUUACUUCUACCAACUUCUAUUUAAAGUACCAAUUAACUGCUAACAUAGGAAGUUAGACAGUACUAAUGACUUUUACUACUCAGUGAUGUGUUCUUUUGUGGGUGAAUAAAUUAUACAUAAGAAAAUUUUGGAGAUUGGUGACUACUUAAAUGUGAUUUUUACUGGCUACAAGAAUAUUCUUACCACUUACAAGAGCAAACUAACACAUUGUCUUAAACUGAUCAGGGAUCUAUGUGUAUAUAAGUCUGCGUAUAAUUCAGUAGAUUUCAUUUCUUAUAAUGUUAAGAAUAACAAUUGUGAAAAGGAUAAAUUUGCCCUGUAUAGCACCAUUAUUUUUAGCCUUUCUUCUUAAUAGAGCUUUAAAAUUCUGUCUGGGGUUUAUAUUACAUACAUAAUUGUUAAUUUAAAUACUUAACCACUAAUUUUGAAAAUUACCAGUGUGAUACAUAGCCAUCAUUAUUAUUCAGAAUGUAGUCUGGUCUCUAGGAAGUAUUAACAAGAAAAUUUACACUUCACUUAGUUGAUUCAGUAAAGACUUGGAUGCUAUUUUUCUCCUAAACUAAGACUAUUUUGACACUAAACACAUUUUAGAAAAGCUUAUAUUUGCCUUCUCCAAACAAGAAGCAACAAUUUCCAAGUCAAUACCAUUCUAUAGAGAAUAAUGUUCUUUUUCUCCAGGAAAAUGCUUGUGAGAAUCA
Molecule: messenger RNA, 2297 nt
Organism: Propithecus coquereli (Coquerel's sifaka)
Lineage: Eukaryota; Metazoa; Chordata; Mammalia; Primates; Indriidae
Gene: TSPAN12
Product: tetraspanin 12
Exons: 9
Coding region: 412-1242 (276 amino acids)
Cellular component (GO): membrane
Source: RefSeq, a predicted model, not a curated record